Molecule: messenger RNA, 782 nt
Organism: Prosopis cineraria
Lineage: Eukaryota; Viridiplantae; Streptophyta; Magnoliopsida; Fabales; Fabaceae
Product: photosystem II reaction center PSB28 protein, chloroplastic
Biological process (GO): photosynthesis
Cellular component (GO): chloroplast thylakoid membrane; photosystem II oxygen evolving complex; photosystem II
Source: RefSeq, a predicted model, not a curated record
CGAGCCACAAUUCUACUCUUUUCUCAAUUUCUGAUUCCAUAAAAAGCUUACCUUCACACUGUCUCACUUCUCUCUCUCCUCCACGGAAUGGCAACUCUGCACUCUCUUGCAUUGUCGUCUCCGCUCCCUAACUCUCUCCAGAAGCCCCGUUCUUGCUUAGUCUCAUCUUUGGCUGUUCAUCGAAGUGCACAUUCCUCAUUCAAUGGCCAAUCUCUAUCCCUGCCACUUCUGAGGCUGCCUUCGCUGGCACAAAGUCCUCCAGCACGCGGACCCAUUAUAAUGAUGGUCAAGCCAAUACAGUUCAUCCAAGGAACAGACGAGCUAACAGUACCUGAUGUAAGGCUGACUAAAUCAAGAGAUGGAACAAAUGGCAUGGCUAUCUUCAAGUUCGACCAGCCUUCGGUUUUUGAUUCUUCUGGUGAAGUUGGUGACAUCACAGGUUUUUACAUGAUUGAUGAGGAAGGUGUCCUUCAGUCGGUUGAUGUGAAUGCCAAAUUUGUCAAUGGAAAGCCUUCAGGAAUUGAAGCCAAGUAUAUAAUGCGGACUCCACGGGAGUGGGAUAGAUUCAUGAGAUUCAUGGAACGCUACUCUAAUGCUAAUGGUUUGCAAUUCAUUAAAAAGUGAGUCAUUGUGCCAACUUUUUCUCUUAUUUUCAUCUUCCUUUUCCAUUUGUCAUGGAGUUGAGCUUUUGUAUUAUAGUAAAAUACUGGAUUCAUGUGCAUGUACACAUAUCCUUCUGAGUUCAUCUGAAUUACGAAACAAAAUUUUUGCUCGUUUUGCUA